CGAUCCGUGAAAGUAGAAAAUCAUCGCUCGGACUGCCACCACGUAUAGGAACCAACGUUAAAUGCAAUGAGUUUAUUCGGGAGUCUAGCUCCAGGACCCGUGAGCUCUUUUAGGGGGUGUGACGGCGCUGAUGGCACUGCUGGCCUCCGAACGCUAGGAGACGCUGUAAUCUACGUGGGGGCUUCUUGGGAACUGGGAGUUCACUGCGCAAGCGCACUGAAGGCUUUUUUUUUUUUUUUUCCUUUUCUUUCGUUGGCACGUGUAAGGCUUUCCAGCAAAGUUUUGGAGGAAAAUGCCCAAAUUCAAGGCGGCUCGCGGAGCUGCGGGUCAAGAAAAACAUGCGCCCCUGGCUGAGCAGAUCCUGGCUGGGGACGCGGUGCGGGCAGGAGCCCGGGAAAAGCGGCGGGGUCGUGGGACCAGAGAAGAGGAAGAGUAUGUGGGGCCCCGGCUGACUCGACGGAUUUUGCAGCAAGCACGGCAGCAGCAGGAGGAACUCGAGGCGGAGCAUGGGACUGGGGACAAGCCCGCAGCGCCACGCGAGCGCACCACGCGGCUGGGUCCAGGAGUCCCGCAGGAUGGAUCAGAUGAUGAGGAUGAGGAGUGGCCCACCCUGGAGAAGGCUGCCACAAUGACGGGGGCGGGCCAUCAUGCGGAGGUGGUCGUGGACCCUGAGGAUGAGCGUGCCAUUGAGAUGUUCAUGAACAAGAACCCUCCUGCCAGGCGUACCCUGGCUGACAUCAUCAUGGAGAAGCUGACUGAGAAGCAGACGGAAGUUGAGACGGUUAUGUCAGAGGUGUCAGGCUUUCCCAUGCCGCAGCUGGACCCCCGGGUUCUGGAGGUCUACAGGGGGGUCCGGGAGGUGUUGUCCAAGUACCGCAGUGGGAAGCUGCCCAAGGCCUUCAAGAUCAUCCCUGCGCUCUCCAACUGGGAGCAGAUCCUCUACAUCACGGAGCCCGAGGCCUGGACUGCAGCCGCCAUGUACCAAGCCACAAGGAUUUUCGCCUCUAACCUCAAGGAACGCAUGGCUCAGCGCUUCUACAACCUUGUCCUGCUCCCCCGGGUACGAGACGACAUCGCUGAGUACAAACGACUCAACUUCCACCUCUACAUGGCACUCAAGAAGGCCCUGUUCAAGCCUGGAGCCUGGUUUAAAGGGAUCCUGAUCCCACUGUGCGAGUCUGGCACCUGUACCCUGCGGGAAGCCAUCAUCGUGGGUAGCAUCAUCACCAAAUGUUCCAUCCCUGUGUUGCACUCCAGCGCAGCCAUGCUGAAAAUUGCCGAGAUGGAAUACAGUGGUGCUAACAGCAUCUUCCUGCGACUGUUGCUGGAUAAGAAGUAUGCGCUGCCGUACCGCGUGCUGGACGCCCUGGUCUUCCACUUUCUGGGCUUCCGGACAGAGAGGCGCGAACUGCCUGUGCUCUGGCACCAGUGCCUCCUGACUUUGGUCCAGCGCUACAAGGCAGACCUGGCCACGGAUCAGAAAGAGGCCCUCUUGGAACUGCUCCGGCUGCAGCCCCAUCCACAGCUGUCCCCCGAGAUCAGGCGUGAGCUUCAGAGCGCAGUCCCCCGAGAUGUGGAAGAUGUGCCUGUCACCAUGGAGUGAGGAAAGUGAUUUGCCCUGGUCUGAGGGGCAUGAGGGGACACCAGGAUUCCCUGUUGGUGACACGGAGCUUUUACAGCUGAAGUCAGGACAGUGAGAGAGGUCACAGGCAUCUGUGACUCCCGAUACCUGACAGGGAGGACUGGAGGGUCUGGCUGGCUCCCUCUUCCAUUCCAGGUCUUCGUCCCUACUCAGUUCUGAGACCUGACUUGAGGUGCCCCACACCAGCGUUCCCACUCCCUGGCUGGGGCUUGGAAUAGGUUCUUUAUCUCAGGCUGUUGUGUCACGUCACUGGGAUGUGGGAAAAAAACCAAAGGCAGGUAUUUAUUGAACUUCUGUGUUUUGAUGUGAUCAGUGGAGAUCUUUUUGCUUUCUCUCUUAGGUGGAGAGUUCUUCCCUGUUCCUAUCUAGGAGUGGAUUCUUAACAGUUUACAGAGAUACUCCCCCCCCCCACCUCCUUAUUCUGUAAAUUUGUGUCUCCAGGUAGAGCCUUCAUAGAGGCAGAGGCUACUUUGGGGGAAUGCCAGCGACCAGGAGGUUGUUCAGAAGAUGGUCCUGUCUCAGCUGUGUGUGGACUGCUACAGGAGAAAGUCCCUAGAGAAAACUGGAGCUACAGAGAAUAAGAAGGUCAGGCCCCGGAAUGAGUAGAUCCGGAGUCACCACUAGACAGGUUCCCUAACUUUCUUGGCUACUUAAAGCUUUAGACCAGGGGUUGGCAAACUAGAAUCAUAUGCUGGUUUUCUUAUGGCCCAUGAGCUAAUCGUGAUUUUUACAUUUUUUAAAUGGCUGGGGGAAAAAUUAAUAGUAUUUUGUGAUAGGUGAAAAUUAUACGAAAUUGAUUUCAGUGUCAUAAGUGUUAGGACAUAGCCAUCCCUAUCCAUUUGUAUUUUUAUGGCUGGGCUGCUUUCAUGCUACAGCAGCAGAGUUGAGUAAGGUUGGACCUUGAAGAGUAUGGGGGUUAGGGGCGCUAGCCCCCUCAUGUAGCCAAAAAUCUGUGUAUAAAACUUUUGACUCCACAAACAACUACCAAUAUAGUGUUGACUGGAAGCCUUACUGAUAAUAUAGUCAGUUCACACAUUGUGUAAGUUACGUAUCACACAUACAGUAUUCCUGUUUAUCAUUACCGUAAGUGUAUACAUCUAUUGAAAAAAAUCUGCGUAUAAGUGGACCUGCCCAGUUCGAACUAUGUUGUUCAAGGGCCAGCUGUACAAUCCUUCUAGAAUCCUUUUUGUUUGCUUUUGAUGAAUUCAUUCCAACCCAGUUUAUAUAUUUGGGGAGAAACUGAUCACGAAUUUCACAUU
This is a messenger RNA of Callorhinus ursinus (northern fur seal), 2901 nucleotides long. RefSeq names its product bystin like (gene BYSL). Gene Ontology annotation, cellular component: preribosome, small subunit precursor; nucleolus; cytoplasm. Gene Ontology annotation, biological process: rRNA processing. Lineage: Eukaryota; Metazoa; Chordata; Mammalia; Carnivora; Otariidae. Gene Ontology annotation, molecular function: snoRNA binding. The record is from RefSeq and is a predicted model, not a curated record.